ACUACUGUCAACAAAGUCUUUUUUCCUCUCUUCUUCGUUUUCUUUUUCUUUAGGGUUUCUGUUUUGUCAAUUUUACAGAAAAAGAGAAGAAAAAUAAUUUGCGAAAAUGGCAGAGCAGUUGACGGAGGAGCAGAUCGCCGAGUUCAAGGAAGCUUUCAGCCUCUUUGAUAAGGAUGGCGAUGGCUGCAUCACUACAAAGGAAUUGGGAACUGUAAUGAGGUCACUGGGGCAGAAUCCCACUGAAGCUGAGCUGCAGGAUAUGAUCAAUGAGGUUGAUGCUGAUCAAAAUGGAACCAUUGAUUUCCCUGAGUUCUUGAAUCUCAUGGCGCGUAAAAUGAAAGAUACUGAUUCUGAGGAGGAACUCAAGGAAGCUUUCAAGGUUUUUGAUAAGGAUCAAAAUGGCUUCAUCUCGGCUGCUGAGCUUCGUCAUGUGAUGACAAACCUUGGGGAGAAGUUGACUGAUGAAGAAGUUGAUGAGAUGAUCAGGGAAGCGGAUGUGGAUGGUGAUGGUCAGGUUAACUAUGAGGAAUUUGUGAGGAUGAUGCUUGCCAAGUAGUGUGAUUGUUUGAGAGUUUCCAGUUAAUGUAGUUUUAGUAAUACUGUCUCACCUUGUGAUCUAGACGAAGAUGUUUCUUCUUUACUUUUCCAAACUUGAGCAUAUUUGCCUUGGUUUAUCAAGGCUUGACGAUCACUGAGUUGAAUGUAGACCCUUUUGCCCUUGUUUGUAUAGCUCUAAUUUCAAAAGCUGAACCAGUUGCUCUUGACCGGGUUACUAGUAUAGCGUCAUACUGCUCAAGUAAAGCGCAGAAAAGCAAAUAGAUAUGCUACUUCCUUA
Coffea eugenioides is the source of this 835-nucleotide messenger RNA. Its product is annotated as calmodulin. The record is from RefSeq and is a predicted model, not a curated record. NCBI's taxonomy places the organism in Eukaryota, Viridiplantae, Streptophyta, Magnoliopsida, Gentianales, Rubiaceae. Bases 107 to 556 code for a protein of 149 amino acids. Gene Ontology annotation, molecular function: calcium ion binding; enzyme regulator activity. The transcript is spliced from 4 exons.